Molecule: messenger RNA, 1095 nt
Organism: Lodderomyces theae
Lineage: Eukaryota; Fungi; Ascomycota; Pichiomycetes; Serinales; Debaryomycetaceae
Exons: 1
Coding region: 1-1095 (364 amino acids)
Source: RefSeq, a predicted model, not a curated record
AUGACAUCCACAAAGAAGGAAACAAAUGAUGACGAUAUCAAUCCACUGCUCCAUCCACAAUCGGUAAAGUCUGAGCCAAAAGAAGAGGAGGCGCUGAAAACAUCCUCUAACAAUGACACCGGGACGACGCCAACUGCAUCUUCAGAGGUUGCUUCAUCAUCAUCCACGACUUCGCUUGCCGGCUCGCGUAAGCUCCCACCAUUAGCUAGUCUACAAUCAGUCUAUCGUAGCGACUACCAGCCAUUCACGACAUUCUUGCCCUAUGAACCAGCGUUCAGGGAACAACAAUCCAAUACGCCCGCCCUGGCAACAAAUAUCGCUGCUAGCGCCUUGUCGAGAUUGGAAUCUGGCGCUUUUGGUGAUGUGUCCUUGACAGAGUCGAGGAAAAGUCUAACCGAGGCGGCGGAUGCAAAUGAGUCAUCACUGAAGACCAAGCUGCAAAAGCAAGAUGAUGUGCAAGAAGCUCACGAUCAAACUCAUCGGCACCAACACCAACACCAACACCAACACCAGCACCAACACCAACACCAGCUGCAGAUCUUUCACACCUCCACAAGCAAUGUAUCGUCCGACUCAACUGACCCUACCAACAAAUCAAAGCCAUUCAAGUGUACCUUUGAAUCAUGUGAGUGGUCGUUUGCUCGUCAAUCAGACCUAACCCGUCACUUCAAAUCCCAUAUGGCGCCUCAAUACCAUUGCCCCUAUUGGAAAAACGACCCUACAUGCCACAAGAAUGGUGGAGCUUUCAAUCGGUUGGACGUGUUGAAACGCCACUUGAAGUUGGUCCACUAUGUCCGUGAUAAACGAUUGCCCAUUGGUGAAGGUGCACGGAUCAUCACUACAACAGGGUCCAAAACUUCUUACGUAGUUGACGAACCAGGCUGGUGUCGAUCGUGCCAGCGUAUGUUCCCCAAUUCCAAGGCCUUUGUUGACCAUUGUUUUGCUUGUGCAUCGCAAACACAACCUACUGAAUGGCAAUCGCAGAAGGACCUCGCAUCAACUGGAUCAUCUACGGAUGCCGAAUUACACCAAGCAAAGUUCAGGGUGCUUUUAGGACCACCUCAAUCAAAGAAACGAAAGACUACAGCCACAUAG